GACGGAAGAUCCAAGAUGGCCGAUCAGGAGCAGCUCAGGAUUGCAGCUCCCAGUGAAAACGCAGAGGAAAGUGGCAUGUUAGCCAAGGCUUUCAUUGACCAAGAGAAACUCAGCCCAGAUGAUGUCAUGACUUGGCUGGCCCUUCAUGAACUGAAAAAUCUCACCCAGUAUAACUGGCUUUUGGAUGGUUUCCCAAGGACACUUCCACAGGCAGAAGCUCUAGAUAGAGCUUAUCAGAUCGACACAGUGAUUAACCUGCAUGUGGCCUUUGAGGUCAUUAAACAACGCCUUACUGCUCGCUGGAUUCAUCCUGCCGGUGGCCGAGUCUACAACAUUGAAUUCAACCCUCCCAAAACUGUGGGCAUUGAUGAUCUGACUGGACAGCCUCUCAUUCAGCAUGAGGAUGAUAAACCAGAGACGAUUAUCAAGAGACUAAAGGCUUAUGGAGACCAAACAAAGCCAGUCCUGGAAUAUUACCAGCAAAAAGCGGUGUUGGAAACAUUUUCUGGAACAGAAACCAACAAGAUUUGGCCCUACAUAUAUGCUUUCCUACAAACUAAAGUUCCACAAAAAGCCAGAAAGCUUCACUUACUCCAUGAGGAGAAAUGUGUAUAACUAUUAAUUGUAAGAUGGGCAGACCUCCUAGUCCUUGCAUUUAGAAGCUGCUUUUCCUAAGACUUCCAGUAUGUAUGAAUUCUUUGAAAAUUAUAUUUUAUUUCUACUGAUUUUAUUCUGGAUUAAUUUUAUUUCUACUGAUUUUAUUCUGGAUACUAAGAAUGUGCCAAAUGAGUCAGAUACUAAGAUUCAUCCUUUGAAAUCAACUAGUGUGUUUUAUUCAGUUAUCCUCAAAAACAUCAGUCAUGUCUGAACUUUUAAAACAUCUGUUAGAGCAAAAUUAAAAGAGCAUUUGGUAGUAAUCUAACGUUUUGUUCAGUUAAUAAGUGGUCAGUAAAGUUUCCAUAUUUUUCUGGAAAAGUUAAAAAAAGUUACAUGCCAUUUGGGGAAAAUGUCAGAUAUUUUUGCCUAGAGUGAUGCCAAAAAAGACAUUUCUAGCAUUUUGGAACAUAGUGAGACACUAUGUAAAAUUCCAGAAAGCAAGCAACUGGAUUUACAGAUUUGUUGUAAGACACAAAUUCACUGCUGCCUUUACACUAAGAAAUGUAUAUGCUAACCACAUAUGCUGUAUUUAUUUUGUUGUUAACCAUACUUUGUUUACUCUGAAUUUUCGAUUUGCUAUAAAAAUUUACCAAUUCACAUAAAGAAAAAUCUUACUUUAAGAUGACUCGUUUCCUUUGAAAAUGCAUGUGUACUGAGGAUUAUGAUUUAUAUCAGAAAUUGACAUUAUAAGUCCUUGGACAAGCACCAAAGUUGAAUGAAUUUUCAACAAAAUGUAAUUAAAGUCUGUUUUCAGAUGUGACUCAGGUUAAGAAA
Messenger RNA from Callithrix jacchus (white-tufted-ear marmoset), 1431 nucleotides. Lineage: Eukaryota; Metazoa; Chordata; Mammalia; Primates; Cebidae. The record is from RefSeq and is a predicted model, not a curated record.